CGACGCAGUGAGCGGUCCCUGAACGCGGCAGGAGUCCACCCUGGAGGAAGCCGCAGAUCUUCAUCUUCACACCCGCCGGACGCUGCGCUGAGCCCGGUCACUCCUCACGCUGCUGCCCGCUGUCACCCACCCACCCACACCGGGCCGACACACCGAGCUCCGGGGCCGGGCGGCUGGUCCUCUGCGCCGGGGUUUCCUCUCCAUCAGGACCGUGGGAGACAUGCGACGCCUGGGAGGAGGAGGAGGAGACGCACUGGUCCGGCAGCAGCAGACACCUGAGAGCCGCGUCUGACUUUGUUUCUGUGCCGUCAAACAGAGGUUGAUAUCGUGGUCAUCACUAUGACUGAUGGGGAUUAUGACUACCUGAUAAAACUCCUUGCCCUGGGGGACUCCGGCGUGGGGAAGACCACCUUCUUGUACCGAUACACAGACAACAAGUUCAACCCCAAGUUCAUCACCACAGUCGGCAUCGACUUCAGGGAAAAGAGAGUGGUGUACACGGCGUCCAACCCCAAUGGGACGAACACAGGGAAGACCUUCAAGGUUCACCUCCAGCUCUGGGACACGGCGGGACAGGAGAGGUUCCGCAGCCUGACGACGGCGUUCUUCAGAGACGCCAUGGGGUUCCUGCUGAUGUUCGACCUCACCAGCCAGCAGAGUUUCCUCAACGUCCGAAACUGGAUGAGUCAGUUACAGGCCAACGCCUACUGUGAGAACCCAGAUAUCGUGCUGGUGGGGAACAAGGCCGACCUCGCCGACCAGCGGGAGGUUCAGGAGAAACAGGCCAAAGAGCUGGCCGACAAAUACGGGAUCCCGUACUUUGAGACGAGCGCGGCCACGGGGGCGGAGGUGGACAAGGCGGUGAUCACGCUGCUGGACCUGGUCAUGAAGAGGAUGGAGCAGUGCGUCGACAAACCGCCCGCCGAGCCCGCCAACGGUAACGGGGCCACGAAGCUCAGCGAGGCAGCGCCCAACGAGAAGAAAUGUGCGUGUUAGGUCAAGAGGCGUUCGAGGAAACGACCUGUCGGCGCUCGUCCAUCGUCCUCGUCACGUUCCCUCCAUCGUUUACUUUCCUCCGUCAUGUUUGAUUGCAUGUUUCUUUGUCGUCUCUCUAAAACUAACCUUUAACCUUCUUCUUCUUCUUCUUCUUCUCUUGCUCUGUGAACUGUCGUCUCUCUGACAACAAAGCAACCCGACGCUGGGAUGAAAUUAAAACCGUCUAAUCACUGUCACACACAUAAUGUGCCUCGUUUGAAACAAGCAGCCGGAGAACUGAGCUCUGUACGUUCCCACCUUCACGGUUCACAGGUGGUUUGAACGAUUCAAAUGAGUUCAAACGGUCAAAACUUUAGUUUUUCCACUUGAAUCUGGUUCAUAGAGAGUUUCCUCUGGGACCAGGCUGAACACCUGAGUGACCGAUUCUUAGUUUUUCCCCAUUCGCACUGUGUUCGAUGCUGUACCCGUAUUUCCAGAAAUAAGCUGAAGUGUGUCUCUUAGCUUCUAUAGAUACGUUUAGGCUAAAAUAGCUAAUCCACAAUUAGCUGUCCAGAUUAUAUUUAUCUGAUAUUCACGUGACACAGAGACAAAGCAGAGGGAAGCUUUUGUAACCAAAGAAGUUUAGUUACAAAAGUUUACCUAACAAAACUUGAGUAAACACGACACACACUCCUUUGCUGUUUUUGUUGAACUGACAGACGAUUCUUUAGAAAUAGUUUUUAUUCAUGUUUCUACAUGUUGACGUAGCUAAUUCUCCAUUAGACGUCCAUGAUGUGUUGUGGCUGAAAACAGAUUUGCAGGUUGUUGAAACUUAUAUUUUUGGAUGGAUAUAGGUACAGCAUGGUUCAUGUGGAGUUCUGGGAAAAACCCUGCGUCGUAUUUUAUCAACAGAGCAUCACCGGCCAGGAUUCACGUAUUGUUCCGAGCGGAUCUACUGCCUUGGCUCUUAAAGCGUUAUUCCUCUGUGGAGCGACAGAAUUCAGCCAUCUUGUUUUCUCUGUGGCUCCAUCGUCACCAGACCUACGAACAUUUAACUGAAAACAAACCUGCAGCACAGUCUGAACGAUUUAACGUUACUUUACAGACAGGAAAACAUUUGAGGUAAUUAUAGCUUCAGAGAUAAAAGUUAAAUAACAGUUAGAUAAUCAUAUAUAAUAAAAUAAACUUCAGAUCCUCAGAGCAGCUGAACUUUCACCUCUUUUUCACGGAUAAUCACACAAAGUGAAAUUAGGCUUUAAGGCCCCACACAUGACCAAUGUUUUUAGAAUAUGACAAAACAUAGAAUAUUAAUUCAGUUGUCAUAUUUCACACUUUGUUCUUUUUCGUCGUCUUUUUCACGUCCAUCGAGAGCAAAUUAUCUCAACUGAAGCCGUCACGUUAUCCCCAAAAAUACAAAUUUGUUAACAAGACAUGUCUUAAAGAACUUUUUUUUGGGCUCAACACUUGAAGUUCUAACUUUUCGUCGUCGUAUUUUGUCGUGCGGCUCCAUCUUGUUUCUUGUUUUGUUGAACAACGAACCGUUUAACAGUCGGUGUGUAGAAACUUCUUGACGCCUGAGCUCAGUGGAAAUCGUUCGUCUUUAAGUAGCUAAAUAGAUGAAAAUUUACAGAAUUUAAAUGUCAAAAAAUCCGCUUUGGUUCCGAGAUGAUUUCUUUUGUUUCAAGUGCGACUCGACGAUUUUCCUCACGUCAAGUGAAACCUUGAUCUGCCUUACUUCAUGAACAAUCUUGAGCCAAGUUGAGUCGCACCGGAAACAACGGAAAUCUUCUGUUCUCAUUGUUGCUUUUCCACCUUUUUCGUUCUUUAACUUGUCGUCGUCUCACAGCUGGAAAACACUCAAAUCACUGCUGGUUGGUUUUUUCCACGUGAAAAACCAGAAUCUGCCAAACGGGUGAACGCUAACGUUUAUAGUGUUUGGUUAAUUAACGGCACGGUCGUCACUUCAUCGUUACGUAUGUUUAAUCUGUGCCAAACGAAAACGGGAAACGCCACAGAGGAGAAAUUAGUUUUUGACGAACCUCGUUCUGCUUUUCACUCCGAGUAAAAAAUCUGCCUUUCGGUUAAAACGUCUGUUUUUCCGUGUAUUGUUUUUUAUUUUUUAUUUUAAAGCCAAACAGAGUCAUUUUGCCAACAGCCGAUCUCGGUGCCAUACACAACACUAAUAAGUUUAUACGUGUUCAGACAGUGUCUCAGUCUCCACCAGUCAUUUAGCAGCAUUAUAACAAUAAUGUUCUCAGAAAUGAUCGUGUCUCUGUGGGUUUGUUGUACAGUUUCAUAAUUUAUGUUAUCAUGAUGUACAGGUUAUGUUUUUUUUUCUAUAGUCUAUGCAUUUCUAAACAUUUAACAGAGCACGUUUUGUUUUGCCUCAGUUUUCAUUCACUAAGUAAUUUGAGUUUAUUUAAGACCUGGAACGUUGUUAAAGCUACAAAACAAUUGGUCUGAAGGUUCCACUUUCCUCACCGGUUGAUAACGGUCGGCGGUUCGAUGCCGGGCAGGUGGAGUACAGCCAGAUUCUAUUUUCAGAAAACAUCUGCCCCCUGCUGGCGUGAUGAGACUGAACCAGACAGUUUUAAAAAAAAUGAUAAAACCAAGACGAUGAGCUGCAGGAGGUUAAAGCUGCGAGUUCACUCUGAGUGUAACCUUUAAAAAUACAAACUCCAUCCGUCAUUCAUAGAAAAAUACUUUAAAUAGGUUUUAAAAGUGUCAAUUUCAUUUUAUUUCAUUUUCACGUUUGUAAAUUGUUGAAAAAAUCUUCUUUUCUUUGUAAAAUGAACAGUUAAUAAGGAGGAAAUGAAAUUAGUUGCCUUUAAUGUCAUGUAGCCUAACGUGAGCACGAUGACUGACAACCCAUUAAAGGUAAUAAAACAUGUGUCGGCAAGAAACCGUUUACGCAACAGCUCAGAUCGAAUCAAGCAACUCGGCACAAACAACUCGAGCAUCGACAGAAUCUCUGAAUUGAUCGGCUUUGAUUUUCACAUUUAAAAAACGUCACAGUUCAAAUUCUCCAAAUGAAAAAGCUUUUCCAAACCGACGCCUUUUCGAUCGUGACAAUCGUCUGAACCAAGUCGUCAGCUUCUAUCUGAUGCGUCUGAUGCUCGUCACCUUUAUUUAAAUCACGUUGUCUCUUCUGCAGCAUCGAGUGUCUUUCACGUUUUUUCUCGAAGCGUCUCGUUCAUCAACCUCAUUUUUGAAUUCACUUGGAAAGUUUACACAGUCUGAAGAGUCAUGUCGUGCCUGUUAGUAACUGAUCCUCUGUUACGUCUGUGAGCUACUGAAUAUUUUAAUGCGUUAUUGAUUAUAGAUUACAAACCAGAGGAGAGCAGAAGUCCGGAUGUUGUUUCUGUGCCCGAUAUAUCAAGACAACUAAUUAAUCCAAGUACCUCUAAGAGCUUUUAUUUUUGGAAAUUCUCUGUGUGUGAAUUCUCUCUGAUGCCUGCGGUUUGUACACGUUUGUUCCGUUGUCACCGUGCGUAUUGAUGCCUGUGUGUGUUUGUUGGGUUUGUUGCACCGUCAGCAUGUUCGACACCAUGAGAAAGGAAUGACCUGUGAUGUGUUUCGUGUUUCUGAUGUCUGAGCUGCAAAUAAAUCUCUGUGGUUGUUUUUA
Messenger RNA from Hippoglossus stenolepis (Pacific halibut), 4600 nucleotides. It is a transcript of the gene rab27b, whose product is annotated as RAB27B, member RAS oncogene family. Lineage: Eukaryota; Metazoa; Chordata; Actinopteri; Pleuronectiformes; Pleuronectidae. Gene Ontology annotation, cellular component: melanosome; secretory granule. The coding region runs from base 340 to 996 and encodes 218 amino acids. Gene Ontology annotation, biological process: positive regulation of exocytosis; melanosome transport. The transcript is spliced from 6 exons. Gene Ontology annotation, molecular function: GTPase activity; GTP binding. The record is from RefSeq and is a predicted model, not a curated record.